AUGUCGGCGCAGUUCAUGCAAGCCACCUUGUCACACAAAAAGAGCACUGAGUUAGCAAUCAAGAAUUUGGAGAUGCUGAUAGGCCAAUUAGCUAAGCAAAUGGCUGAAAGACCCAUUGGAACCUUUGUGGCCAAUAUUGAGAAGAAUCCCAAGGAGGAGUGCAAGGUAAUUUUCACUAGAAGGAAAAGUGCUGAGAAGGAAAAGAGAAUUGAGGAGGAUUUAGCUCGGGAGGCUAGAAAGGAGAUACCCUCAUUCCUAGUGAAGAAUGUUCCAUAUCCCUUGGUGCCAUCCAAGAAUGACAAGGAACGAUACUUUGCUCGUUUUCUUGACAUCUUCAAUAAGCUAGAGAUCACCAUUUCCUUUAGAGAGGCUUUACAACAGAUGCCUUUAUAUACCAAAUUUCUGAAGGAUUUCCUCACAAAGAAAGGGAAAUAUAUCAACAAUGAGAGCAUAGUGAUAGAGGGGAAGACUCUCAUUGACUUAGGAGCAAGCAUCAACUUGAUGCCCUUGUCCAUGUGCCAAAGAAUCAGAAAUCUGAAGAUAGCUCUUACGAGGAUGACACUCCAGCUAGUAGAUCGUUCCAUCACAAAACCGUUUGGGUUAGUUGAAGACGUCCUAGUCAAAGUCCACCAACUCACUUUUCCGGUGGACUUUGUAAUCAUGGACAUUGAAGAAGAUGCUAAGAUCCCCUUGAUUAUGGGUCGGCCAUUCAUGCUGACUGCAAAAUGUGUUGUGGAAUUGGGGAAUGACAACUUGGAGAUGAGUGUGGAGGAACAGAAAUCCACCUUCAACUUGUUUGAGGCGAUUAAGCAUCCUAGUAAUAACAAGAUUUGUUUUAAGGUGGAGGAAAUUGAGCAAAAGGCUAAUCUUGUUGGGUGGCACCUAAAUUCUGUGUUUCUAGAAGAAGAUGAAUCCAAGCCAAUUGUGAAUCCUGUAGACUCUUCUAGUGUCUUUCUGGCUCCAAAACAGGCCAGGACCCUAGCCACUCUAGACAUUCCACCAGCGGUCCCUCCUCCAGACGUCUCUUCUCCACCUACCGACCAAACUUUUCUGCCUUUUUCUCAACCGAAGCAGAUCCUCCCUAUGCUGCAUAGCCUCCACCACAACUAG
Glycine soja is the source of this 1110-nucleotide messenger RNA. RefSeq lists its product as uncharacterized. The coding region runs from base 1 to 1110 and encodes 369 amino acids. The record is from RefSeq and is a predicted model, not a curated record. Lineage: Eukaryota; Viridiplantae; Streptophyta; Magnoliopsida; Fabales; Fabaceae. The transcript has 3 exons.